AUGGAUCCUGGCAGAGCUGUUGACGAGAAGCUUUCAGAGGAUAGUGAUGUGGCGGUUAUAUUACUGAUGACCACCAAUUCAUUGUCUACCUGCUGUGAAUCCAGUGGAAGAACUCUCUCAGAUACAGCUGCUGCAGCCUCUGCCCAGACUCCAGUCUAUUGUCCUGUGUAUGAGAGCAGGUUACUGGCCACGGCUAGGCAUGAACUGAACUCUGCAGCUGCAUUAGGAGUCUACGGGAACCCCUAUACAGGCUCUCAGGGCUAUGGAAACUAUGUCACAUAUGGGGCAGAUGCAUCUGCUUUUUACUCACUGAACACAUUGGAUUCAAAAGAUGGCACCGGAUCUGCACAUGCGGGUAUUGCCCAGACUGCUGCUUACUAUCCUUAUGAUCACACCCUCAGCCAGUACCAGUAUGACAGGUAUGGUACAAUUGAUGGAGGUACUCGCAGGAAGAAUGCCACACGUGAAACCACCAGCACGUUGAAGGCCUGGUUGCAGGAGCACAGGAAGAACCCAUACCCCACCAAGGGCGAGAAGAUUAUGCUGGCAAUUAUCACCAAGAUGACCCUCACCCAGGUCUCCACCUGGUUUGCCAAUGCCAGAAGGAGGCUGAAGAAAGAGAACAAGAUGACAUGGCCACCCAGAAACAAGUCCUCAGAUGAGAAGAAACCCUAUGAUGAUGAUGAAGAAGAAGAUGAGGAAGAUGAGCCUUCAAAGGACAACAUAAAGAAUGAGAAAAAGAUAGAAGCAGAAGAAAGCGCUGGUAGAGAAGACAAGGACCUAGAAAUCAGUGACCUUGAUGACUUUGAUACAAUUGAGUCUGAAAGCUCUGAAUGUGAGUUAAAGCUGCCAUUUCACCAUCAAUCUCAAGAAGGACACCAAAUGAGGACAAGAGAUUGUGCCAAUGACCAUUGCAAAGAUGUUAUUUUGAAGAUGCCUUUAACAGCUUCUUCAGUAGACCAAGAACUUGACAGGGCUAAAAACUGCCUCAAAAGUGUUGUUGAUGAAUGUGAGCAAGACUUAAUGAGAUCUAGACAGAGAAGUUGUGAAACCAAAUUGUGCUUUCAGCAACAAAGUCAACUUCUGGAUUCCAAACCAAGAAUAUGGUCCCUUGCUCACACAGCCACUUCUUUAAAUCAAACUGAGUAUCCAUCAUGCAUGCUAAAACACCAGGGAGUGACCUCUCCUUCAUCCUCCUCCUCUUCUUCUUCGGCUGUUUCCACCCCAGUUUGUGUUAUUGACAGACGCCAGGAUUCCCCUGUAACCAGUCUCAGAAAUUGGGUUGAUGGAGUUUUUCACGACCCAUUGUUUAGACACAGUACUUUGAACCAGGCACUCACCAACACCUCCGUUUCUUGGGCAACCACCAAAGGAACCAUUCUUGAAGCUGGUUCUUUAGGACGUUCUGUUGGGAAUCCUGGUAAUAUGACUAAAGGACAUGACACAACCAAGGAAUUUAUCGCAUUCCCCAAAUCUGGAAGCAAAAUGUUUUGCUCAUAACAUACAUAACUUUCUACAAAAGUUGAACCUACUGUAUGAGACUUUCUAGCAGAGAACAUUACAAUCAAAUCGGAUUGUUAUUAAGUAAACCCGUCAAAUUGACUGUUAUUUCUAUUUACAU
This is a messenger RNA of Pseudophryne corroboree (corroboree frog), 1621 nucleotides long. RefSeq names its product iroquois homeobox 4 (gene IRX4). The record is from RefSeq and is a predicted model, not a curated record. Gene Ontology annotation, biological process: regulation of transcription by RNA polymerase II; neuron differentiation; cell development. Gene Ontology annotation, molecular function: RNA polymerase II cis-regulatory region sequence-specific DNA binding; DNA-binding transcription factor activity, RNA polymerase II-specific. NCBI's taxonomy places the organism in Eukaryota, Metazoa, Chordata, Amphibia, Anura, Myobatrachidae. Gene Ontology annotation, cellular component: nucleus. The transcript has 5 exons. Bases 1 to 1500 code for a protein of 499 amino acids.